AUGCCAUCACCUCCUCAACGAGGCUUUAGCGGAUCUUCAUCAUCACAGCAGCCAAAUGUUUCGCAACACUUGAAAAAGUUUUACAAUUUGCUUCGGGAUGGAGGACUGAUUGGAUUACCACCCUAUGAAAAGGUUCAAUUCACUUCCAUAACGAUUAAAGCAAAUACUAGUGGCAACAGUUACUCAAAGAAGAAUCGAUCGGGAUCCUCGUCGAGUAGUGCCAAUUCAUCAUCACCUUUUGAAUCCAUCAAAGCGUUGAAAGUGAAGGACGCGAUGGAUUUGAGAAGGCAUAUCGAGAAAGAAGUUGCUCGGACCAGUAAACGCGAAGUUGAAAACUUUUGCUUUGCACUCGAGUCCAUGAUUGCUGAUGAGUAUUUCUUUUCAUUGUGCUUGCUUCCAUUUGAAAGUGGAGAAGGAAAUGCCAGCUUCUCUUCGAAUGAAUCCUUUUUCAAAAUGCUUCUCAACAUUUCCACCAUUCAGAGCAGUAUUUUCGAUGUGUUAUUCAAACAACUCUUAUCCAGGUGUCCCAAUUACGAGGAGGAUUCCUUUGAACAAUGGGAUAGAAAUUUACCCAAGCUCAUCCUUUCGCAAAUGCGUUGGUUGGACAUGAUUUCAGAUCCCAAAUCAUUAACAGAGCAUAUUGGAACAAUUUUAGAGGUUGCUUCUACUGAUUUUUCAAAAGAGAUGAUUACUGCAAUACCUGAAAUUAUUGAUGAUUCAGAACAUGAUCAUGUUGUGGAUAAGCUCGAUCAAGUUAUGCAAGACAAAACAGAAAUGACAAGUUGUGUCAUUGAUGCCUUGUCAAAUUUAAAUUUACAGAAAGAUGUUAUGGACAAAACGACCGAACGAGUGUUGAGAAAUUUAAAUUCUGCCUCAACGGACGACUUGCCCGUAAUUAUUAGAUAUCUAUUGCAGUCUGCGAAUGAGGAAAAUAUUUCAAAUGUGGUUGACGGAAUAAGGAAGGAUCUUGACGUUUCUUCAUUCACAAUUCAAGAUGAUACGCAAGACGACGACGAAGAUUCAACAACUGCCCGAAAAAAUAAGGGUAAAGGCUCAUCAGAAUCGAGAUGCGAGUCUCUCAUUAUCAGUGCCAUGGCUACUGGAAUUAGACAUCGAAAAAUUAUUGAGAAAAGUUUCAUUCAAACCAUAUCUGCUUGCGAAGAAGAGCACACCAUUGUAGAUUUGUGGAUUCUUUUUGCAAUUUAUUCAAUGCCUAACUAUAGAAAAGAUGCAGAACAGGUUCUAAAGAAAAAGAUCAAAGCGAAAAGAAUCACAUCAGAACUCUUAAAAUCAUCAAUUGAGAAUCAUGGAGAAGCAUUGGAGCAAUAUUUUUCCUCUCUCAAUGAUUUGGCCAGUACCUUGUUACGAAACACGAGUGAUUCUUUAAUUUCUCAAUUCGCUAUGGAAAUGUAUUUUUGCAUGUUUUGCUCGUUCAAGGCAGAUUACAACAAACAGAAAGUCAUUCAAUCUCUCAUCACACAUGUGGGAAGUAGUUCGAAAAACGAAAAAGAUUUGGCCCUUGAUAUUCUCUUAAUGAUUGCAACCUCCAAGUUGUCUCUAUUGAGAAAUUACUCGAGUUUUUUCCAGGUACUUUUAGACUCGCUUACGAAUUUAACAGAUGGUCAACUCAGAAAAGUCUACACCCUUUUCAGCAUGCUUGCAUACACCAAAACAUUGGAAAAUAGUACUCAGUCCGGCAUAACUAAAUCUACCAAAGACGAAUUAAUGAUUAUUAUUCGAAAACAACUCAGCAAUACCAAUACUGUAUAUAAGAAAAUGGGAGUCAUUGGAGUGUGUUCUGUAUUAUCCAUGCUUGGCUCAAGAGGUUCAGAAUUGCAGGCUCUUCCAUCACAAGCGAACGAUCAACAAGAUUUGAGCGAUGAAGAAUUCGAGGAAGCGAAAGACUUGUGGGACUUUGCUCUCAAAUGCUGUUUUCGUACACCAAUUUUCAAAACUAUUCUCUACGAUGAAAUGACCUUUGUAAUUUUAGAAAAAUCCUUAGAUCCUAAAUUGACUGCUGAAAUUAAGAAUCGAUUACUUCAUGACUUUUAUCAACGAUGUACAAUUGAAAAACCAGAUUUAAAAAAACAGAAAAGCCAAACACGAAAUCUCGAAUAUAGAGCCCAGUAUAUCGUGCAGGGAAAUAACAAAGAAGAUCCAAAUCAUCUCAUUAACAUUUUACCCUUGCUGGACAAUAAGAGAGAUGACACCCAUGAAAGUGUGUGGAAUCUUUUCUCUCAAUUUAGACUCAUGAGAGUCUUGAUGAAUAAGCUUGGAGAAGAGCUGUCUGAUGAUUUGGUUUCUUCUGGAGUUGUGCUGUUUGAUCAUGAAGAUAUGACUACUAACUUUAGAGACUACACCAAGAACGAGAAGGAUUUGGUAUGCCUUUCGUUGUUUUUUGCAAUCAAUUGGUUCAGAGAAUUGUUGAAUGGUUUUGCCAACGAUGAAAGUUGUAACGCUGCUCUUUUGGAACGCAUUGAAACUCUACAUUUUCUUGAGAAGCAUCUGGAUUUGUGCUUAUCAAAGCAUCCAUCAUUCCAUUUACCACAUUUUAACUUGUUAACACAACAAGAGGUUCCAACAAGCGUCAGCACCAAAAAGACCUCUUCCAAGUCGAAAAAGAAACAAAUUACCGCCGAAGAUGAUGAUGAGGAAGACGCAAUGGAAGUUGACGAAGAGAGCACCUCAAAAUCUACUAAGAAUACUGAAUAUUCAUCAACUCCAACCAAACGCAAAUAUCUAUCUCCACUUAAGCCUCACUACAGAGAAUUGGACCUUAAAGUCGUUCAUAUCAUUUCAAAGAAUGAAAAUUGCGAGAAGAAAAUUGAACCAUUACAUUUAUUCUACAUUUUAGAUGAUUUACAUCAAAAAUUGAAAAGUGUUAUAGCAAGAAAUAAGGUUUCCUUCUUUGCUUCCAAAGAAAAAGAAAACAUGUAUAAUUUAUCGAGAAUCACAACGAAAGAGUUCUUUUCUGAAAUUUUUGAAUUAUUACCUCAUCUUUAUAAGCAAAUACGAGUCAUUUCUGACAAAAGCGCAAGUAAUGACAGCUCACAAGCAGUCGAUGAAGAUGACGAUGAGGAGGCAGCAAAGAAUGGUGAUUUCAUUGUGCCUUCCUUCCAAUUACUGGUAGAUAUUAUUACCAAAACAUUGGAAUAUUUUUCGAGUGACAAGACUGAAUGUUCUAAAAUCAUUGACAUUAUGUUCAGUGUGGACUUUCCCAACGAAGAUAAUUCUAUCGAGGAUGAAGACAAGUGCACAAAACUUUUCGAAUCCAUUCGAAAAAUACUUGACUCUCUGAAGACAUUUGAAUCAUGUUACAAACUCUAUGAAUUGCUUAAAUCAAUUGCAUUUGUUUCUAACAUCAAAGGUCUUCUGAAAGCAUUGCAAGGAGUUGCAGAACAGUUACUCCAAACUCCAUUCUCACACGUCAAAUCAGACGCUCUAGGAAAUUUGAUCGAGGGUUACAUUACCUUGCCAGGUGGUUUAGGUCCUCUCGUAGAAGCUCUUUCGAAAAAGCUGAGUGACGAACAUUUUGGAGAUAAUAGCAACGUGUUGGAUCAAGAAUUUCCUACCAUUACCAAGUCAACCAUGCCCAUUAUCUUUAAAAGAUGUUAUUUGGUUCUCGGUAGAAAGUUAUUACAACAUGAUUUGACAGCAAAAUCAGACAGCAAGGUUUUGACUAAGGUUUGUCGCAUCCUCUUGCUGUACAAGAAAUUGACACGUCUCACUCGAAAUGCUACAUGCACACCUCAAAUCAUGCAAGCAACUCUGAUUGGCGCCAAGACCUUUUUGGCUAACUUUUUAAAGCUAAUCCGAUAUUUAGGAAAACAUAUUAAGGAAAAUCAAGAAGUUGUACUUGCUAUUUUCAAACACUUGAGAAAUGCCAAUUCACAAUUACAAGCCAUUUGUAGCAACAGAAAAUUAUCUCUCAAUAAGAGCUUGGCGAAAAUUAUCCCCAAAGUCAAGAAAGAUUUGGAGAGCUGCAACUUUAAAACAAAAGCUGCGCUCAAACUUAAUGGAAUUGACGGAGCCAUUAACAUUCAGGUCAUUUCAGAAAAAGACGUCACAGGUAAUUCAGCCUCAAGUCAACAUUAUUACUCACAAUUAAUUGUUGACAAGAAGAAAAAAGGAAAUGCGAGCGAUCAAGAAGAAGAAGAGGAAAUAGACGACAAUAACCGUGAAGAAGCCGAAGAAGAAGAGCAGAGCAAAAAGAAGCGAAAGAAAAGUCGUCCACUAAAAAGAAGACUCGUGACAAGGACAAAGAACCUCAAGAAGAAGAAGAAGAGUAGUGGUGAAAAGAAGCGAAAAAAGCCUACAACUAUAUUUGAAGAAGAAAAUGAAGAAGAAGAAGAAGACAACUCAAAGAUGGAACAACAGAAAAAAAAGAAAAAGAAUGAAUCCACAGUUGAUGAAAAUUCCUCAACAAAGAAAUCAAGUAAGGCCUCGACCUCCUCUAAAAAAUCCUCAAGAGAACAAGAUGCGUUCUUAGUGGAUGAAAGAUCAUCGUCGUCGGCAGAUCCAGAGCAAGAUCCAACAGAACAUAGCUUGGCACCACUCAGUCCUGAAUAUCCUCCUGAGAAUAGAAAGAGCAAGAUGUCUGACGAUUCGUUAGCAGAUUUCAUUGACUUUGAAAAUGAUGCUGAAAAAAGCAAUUGGUUAUCCAAGAAAAAGAAGCAGAGAGGCAGUGAAGAGGAUGAUACUGAAGAUUCCAAUCAUUCAGCAUUUGAUUUUACUAAAUCUCUUUCAGAUGAAAUGGAGGAAGACGACUUUGUAGCUGACGAUAAUAAUGAAGAAGAAGAAGAAGAAGUUUUUUAA
Messenger RNA from Naegleria lovaniensis, 4815 nucleotides. RefSeq lists its product as uncharacterized. The transcript has 4 exons. The record is from RefSeq and is a predicted model, not a curated record. Gene Ontology annotation, cellular component: nucleus; condensed chromosome. Gene Ontology annotation, biological process: homologous chromosome pairing at meiosis; mitotic intra-S DNA damage checkpoint signaling; interstrand cross-link repair. The coding region runs from base 1 to 4815 and encodes 1604 amino acids. Lineage: Eukaryota; Heterolobosea; Eutetramitea; Acrasida; Naegleriidae. Gene Ontology annotation, molecular function: DNA polymerase binding.